Onthophagus taurus is the source of this 1032-nucleotide messenger RNA. RefSeq names its product tigger transposable element-derived protein 6-like. The record is from RefSeq and is a predicted model, not a curated record. Lineage: Eukaryota; Metazoa; Arthropoda; Insecta; Coleoptera; Scarabaeidae. Gene Ontology annotation, cellular component: nucleus. Gene Ontology annotation, molecular function: DNA binding.
AUGGAUAAAAGCGGAAUUUUUUACAAGUUAAUGCCCAACCGUACCUUAGGUUUUAAAGGAGUACGUUUUCACGGAGAUGCAAAAAGUGAACAACUGGUGACUGUGGUUUUAUGCUGUAAUUCGGAUGGAUCUGAAAAGUACAAGGCGUGGGUAAUAGGAAAAUCGCGUAACCCACGAUGCUUUAAAAAUGUUGAUAAAUCACAUUUACCGUGUGAUUAUACUCAUCAUGUGUCAUCGUGGAUAGAUGCUCAAGCGUUUCGAGAAUGGCUACUCAAACUAGAUCAGAAGAUGAUUGCCCAACAUCGUCAUAUUCUUUUAACUUUAGACAACUGUGCUGCACAUAAAACUGAAAACCUAAACUUAUCUAAUAUCACGGUGUAUUUCUUUCCGUCCAACACUACAAGUCGAUUGCAGCCACUUAACCAGGGCAUAAUAGCUAAUUUUAAGUCAUUUUACAAGGCAAAACUAGUGAAAUUUGCUAUUUUUGCUAUUGAAAACAAUGGAAAUGUUAAAUGGGGUUUGCUACAAGCUAUUAAAGCAAUAGGUUCGUCUUGGAAUGCAGUUAAUCAACAAACAAUUAAACGUUGUUUUAAUAAAACAUGGCCGAACACUGAUUUAAUAGAUGAAGAAAAUUUUGAUAUGUUACCACCAGCACCCAGAGAAUGGACUGUUUUACAAGAGAUACAGCCACUUGAAAUUUCAUUUGAAGAUUUCGUUAAUGCCGAUAACGAUUUGGCCAUUUGUCUAGAGCCAGUCCUGAGCACUUUUGAAGAUAGCGAUAACGACAUUCCUGUUCCUACAACUACAUACUUGUCAUCUGUAGAUAGUGAUGAAGGUAAUGAUCAUCUCCAGCCCACCAGAGAAGAAGUUAAUGCCGCUUUACGAAUUUUAGCUAGAUUCUCAGCAACUAUGAAUGUAAGUGAGCAAUUUGAAAAUUGUUUGGAAACAAGUUCCACUGAGUGUGCCAUUAAAAUGGCUUCAGAAUUAAAGCAAAAAAACAUUACUGACUUUUUUAAAGUCAAUAAUCAAUAG